AUGGCCGUUGAUUGGACGCAACUCCCGCAAGAAUUACUGAUAUCAAUCGCCGACAACCUUAAGAUCUACGCCGAUUACCUCCGGUUCUGCGCCGUCUGUCACAGCUGGCGAUCCUCUGUCCCAAACACCCCGCGCCACCUCCCUCCUCAACUCCCAUGGCUCAUGCUCCUCGACUACAGCGACGAGUCCCAUGGCUCAUCUGAUCGCGUGUUUUUCGACCCCUGUGCCCGCAAAAUUCGCCAUCUCGAGGUCCUAGAGGCCCUCUCAUACGACACGCGCUUUUGCGGCUCGUCCCACGGCUGGGUCGUGUUCCUCGACUACAGCGACGAGUCUCGAGCGGUCCUUCUCUUAAACCCUCUAACCCAAGCUAGCCUCCACCUCCCUCCGUUCUCUGCCUACCCCAAAGCCCAGAGCUUCAACUACUCUGAAGUCGAUGCGUUCCAAUUCACGUUCCCACAGACACAGACUCUGCGGAAAAGGCUCCACUUGUAUAUCAAGAAAGUCGUUUUCUCUUCGGCCCCACUCGGCAACAACAACUUCAUCGCGUUGGCGAUUUGCUGCGGCGUGUACGCUAAUGUUUUAGCGUACUGUAAGAAGGGCGAUGAAACAUGGACUUUGAUACCCCGCACGAUGUUUUCCUUCGCGGACGUUGUAUAUUACAACGGCCUAUUCUACGGGGUGGACUAUCACGGCGUGAUUGCGGUGUGCGAUAUAAACGGCGCGUCACCGAUCGUCUCGAUUAUCAGACCGCCGUUACUGUUCCAUAAACGGGUUGGCGCCGUCAUGCUGUAUUUGGUUAAUUCAGGGGAUGACGAGUUAUUGUUGGCAAGGCGGUAUGUGAGUCGGAAAUUCUACGACAACGGAGACCUCGAAUCUUACAAUACGGUGUGGUUUGAGGUUUUCAAAAUGAAUUGGAGCGAGCAACGGUGGGAUAGGGUUACAAACUUGGGUGAUCGGAUGUUGUUUAUUGGGAGUAAGUCAUCGGUGUCGUUUUUGGCUUCUGGUUCUAGGGGAUGUUUAGGAAAUUGUAUCUAUUUCACUGAAGAUGAUGAACCUUUUCCGUCUUAUUAUUUUCGUAUAUUCAAGUUGUCGGGUGGGAGCUUCGAAACUUGUUGGCUGAUAAAUCCCUAUGGGCCUUCAAUUUGGGUUACACCAAAUCCGUGCUAA
Corylus avellana is the source of this 1167-nucleotide messenger RNA. RefSeq names its product putative F-box protein At5g55150. Gene Ontology annotation, molecular function: protein binding. Lineage: Eukaryota; Viridiplantae; Streptophyta; Magnoliopsida; Fagales; Betulaceae. The record is from RefSeq and is a predicted model, not a curated record.